This is a messenger RNA of Euleptes europaea (tarantolino), 4248 nucleotides long. RefSeq names its product SH3 domain and tetratricopeptide repeats 1 (gene SH3TC1). NCBI's taxonomy places the organism in Eukaryota, Metazoa, Chordata, Lepidosauria, Squamata, Sphaerodactylidae. Gene Ontology annotation, molecular function: protein binding. The transcript is spliced from 18 exons. The coding region runs from base 1 to 4233 and encodes 1410 amino acids. The record is from RefSeq and is a predicted model, not a curated record.
AUGAAAGGGACAGCCCCCUGCUACUCCUUGGAAGUUGGGGGGGGGGCGUCCAAAACCCGAGUUCCACCUGGUUUGGCCCCGAGUGACGCCCGCCCGCGUGCCCGGGAGUGGCGAGCGAGCCCGACGGCGCGGACGCGCUGGGGCCGGCCGCUCCGUUACGGGUCAGCUGGCCGCGCGGCGCAGGGCCGGCCGGGCCGGGCCAAAGGCCGCCUCGGGGACGCGCCGCGACGGCCGGCGCCUCCGCCAGGCGGCUUUGCUCUCUCGCGGGAGGGCGAGACGCCGCCGGGCGCCGGCAGCCCCGGGCAGGGAUCAUGGAGCCCCCCUCCGACGGAAGAGAGGCCCCCCGCGGCGGCGCCCCUGCGGACGGACAGGCCCCCCGCCGCCCGGCCCAAGCCCAAGCCCAGCUCCCGGCGGGCAGCCGCAGGACCCAGCCGAAGGGCUCCUCCCCAAAGGCAAGCCUCCCUCUUUUGCAACCACCACGUCGUACAGUUCUGGGUCCUGUCUCUGAAGCUCACCUUGAGGAAACAUAAAACCGGACUUCCUGAUGCCCAGCUGCAGGGAUAUCUGAGGGAACGGCUCCGUCUUCUGGAGAGUGAUGACAGUAAAGCGAGGACCAUGUUCAGCGAGCUGUCGGCCCGGCUCUUGUCCAUUGAUAGUGAGGACUACUUGAUAGUGGUGACAUUCUGGACCUUUGAAGAAAUCUGGAAGUUUGAAACUUAUUAUUCCCUAGGGUUUUUAAAGCAUUGCAUGGAGAAUCUGUUGCUUGAUGACCAUUUCUGGCUUUUUACGCAAGAGGAGGAGGAAGCAGCUGGAAUUGAUGUCCAUUUAGAUGAAGAAUGCCUGGAUAUGAUAUAUAGGGAUCUUCUAAUUCAAGAGGGGGCCUUCUUUGUAUUUCAUCCUGAAAACUUUAUAAGUGAGAGAAGAGCUUCAGAUUCCGGAGGUAAAGUUUACCGGCUGAGCUGGGCCGCUGCGGAGAGAGCUUCUCAGGCAGCUGAGUGGGAUGCCCUCUCGAGGGGUCUUUCAAAGCCCUUGGCUCCGUUUCAUCAAUGGUUUCUUAAAGCAAACACAGACCCUGCUGAUUUUGCCGGAGAAUCCCUGCUUACUGGCCACGGUAAAAUCGGUCCGGGUGAUGUGGCUGUAGGAUCUUCAGUAGCAAUUGCCAGCCACACAAGUUCUGCACCAGAGGAAAUUGGCUUCCAGGAAGGAGACAGAAUUGAAAUUAUUGGCUGCUUCAUGAAAAGCAUGCGGUGGUUUGUGGGCAGAAAGGUUCCUAUGGGCCGAAUUGGUUUUGUGCUGAGCACUCACGUUCAGCCGGACGCCUUCAAUGAAUCACUGUGCCAGACUUGCUUUGAAGAUGAGCUUCCUUUUUCCCCCAAAGAAAAAGCCCUUUCUGAAGAAAGCCUGAUAAAACUCUUGAAACAAACAUUGCAUGAAGAUGUUUGUAAUGUGUACCAAAUAGAUGGACAAGAAGAUUCUGAAUUUGAACAAUCCAUCAAGCAAGGGGCGUCAUGUUUGUCUCUUAACGCAAACUCCUGCACGAUGAAAUACAAGGUGGAACAGUUGCUAAGGAGAGCAGCAGACUUGUCUGGGGAGGGGAGAGCUGAAGAGAAGGAGCUGCUCUCUGCCCCGGAUGCCGAGGUGCCUGCAGUCCCACAGCAGCUGCCCUUCUGGGUGGGCCAAGAUGCUAAAACUUGCCAGCCAGAAGCCUCUGAUUCAUUGCUGCUGUUUCUGAACCGAAAGGGGUUUGAGACCAGCUUCAAAAACCUGUAUGACCAUUCACUUUCCUUCCUCCAGACUUUGUUUCAUGGCUAUGCCAGUGAGGAAGACCUGACCGAAUACUUUGGCUUGGUGAGGGAAGCGGCCAAGCGAGCCGGGCUGCCAUGGGCCCUGGCAAGGCUGUGCUAUCUCUUGGGGAGGAUGAGCCUCCGGAAGUUCAAACUGUCACAAGCUCGAGUUUACUUUGAAGAAGCUUUGGGGACUCUAAAAGGAGACUUUGCAGACCUCUAUCUUGUCACUACUCUUUAUGCAAACCUGACCGGGAUCUACCUGAUGCAGAAGAACAAAGACAAAUGUGCUUGCAUUUUAGACAAGGCUGCUGCUUUGCUCAUGGGAGUUCCCAACUAUAUCAGCAGCACAGCCGCGGAGGCAAAGAUUCUGAAGUACGCUUUAAAGAGGGCCGUGCUCAGCCACAGCAGGAGUGCAGAAGCCAGGGUCUGCUUCCUGCUAGCCAAGCACUAUCUGACCUUUAAGCAAGGGGAAGAAGCUCUGCCCUUCCUGGAACGGUUGCAGCUUCUGAAUCAAGACAUGGGCUGCCAGGAGAGCUCCUUGUCGAUGGACGGCUAUUUUAAACUUGGCCAGCUCUAUGGUCAGAAACGUUUGCCCCACCUGGUGCUCGGCUGCGUCCAGAGUGCCUCCUCUUGCAGCUCAGGGACUUUGCCGGAGACUUUCAGAAGCAUCGAUCUAGUAUUAAAAAAUGGUCCCCCAACUGGGAGGAAAAUGCCCCCCUCCCAAAUUGCGCUUUUCCUUAGGCGGAUGCUCCCCUUGCUAGAGAGCAGCAACAAGCACGGGAAAUUGCGUGGCGUCAUUUGCUGCAGCCUCUCUAGACUCUGCAGCCAUCACAAGCUGUACAGGAAAGCCAUCGAUUACAUGGAGAAGGUACUGGACAAAAAUGUGCCGGCGAGCACCGAAGAAAUGGUCGCCCACUUGGUUUUUCUCAGUUGGUUAUACAUUCUCCACAGGCAAAACGUGGUCGCUGUGGAUAUUUUGAAAGCCAUAAUUGAGUCUUCGCAGAGCAGCUGUCAGCAGUUGGGCGUUGCGCAUAACAUGCUGGCCAUUGCUUUGAAACGGCUGCACGACACCAAGCAAGCCGUGGCAAGCUACUCCACAGCCCUUCGCGUUGCACAAGAGACGGGUAUGAUCCAGAAUCAGGCAGUUGCUUUGGCCAACUUGGGGAUCCUCUGUCGGCACUCAGCUGCCGGAAGUCUUGGGCGACACUUCUUGCUGAAAGCAGUCAGGGUGUUCUUUGAACUGCCAAGUGUUGAGUGGGGCAGAGAUUUUAUAGAAGUCCUCCUCAGGCUGGGUUGCUGCUAUGCUAAUGGCGAGUGUAAAGAAGAAGCAAGGUGUUGUUAUGAAUGGGCGUUUUUGGUGGCAAUGGAAACAGACCAUUUGGAAGGGCAGUUCCAGGCCGUUCAGCAUCUGUGCCAAUUCUACAGUGCAGUUCUUCCAGAUGAAGUUCAGUGUGUCUUUUACAAUGAGUACCAGCUUUCCUUACUUAGGAAAAUGCCUAACAAAGUCAUGGAAGGGCAGGUACUGGAAACCAUCAGUCAGCUGUACCUGUCUCUAGGCACUGAGAGGGCCUACAGAUCCGCCCUGGAGUACACCAAACGAAGCCUCGGACUGUUCAUUGACCUCCAGGCCAAAGCCAAGGAAGCACGCGCCUGGCUUCAGGCGGGGAAAAUAUAUUACAUGUUGCGGCAGAAUGAGCUAGUAGAUCUUUAUAUUCAGGUUGCCCAAAAUGCUGCAGUCUGCACUCAGGAUCCUAACUUAGAAAUGGAUUUAUUUGAAGCUUCUGGAGACAUAUUUUUUAAUGGAGACUGGGAUAAGGGAAAAGCAUUAUCCUUCUACAAGGACAAGGCUCUACCACUUGCUAUUAAGACCCGAAACAGAAAUGCUGAGCUCCGCCUUUGCAACAAACUGGUGGGGUUGCUGUUAACGUUAAAGGCAUACGAGGAAUGUUUGGGAUACGCACAAGCAUCGCUAACGCUCAGUGUUGAUUUAGGGAUGCAGUUAAAUGAAAGAGUGGCAUAUCACCGCCUGGCUGUCGUCCAUCAUCAUCUGGGGCACAGCGAGCUUGCCGAGCACUUCUACUUGAAAGCUCUGUCUCUCUGCCCUUCCCCUCUGGAAUAUGAUGAGGAAGCGCUGUACUACGCCCAGGUCUACCUUGUUCUAGGAGACAUAAUUUUCUAUGAACUGAAGGAUCCUUUUGAUGCCUCUGGGUACUACAACUUGGCUCUUGCAGCAGCCAUGGAACUGGGCAACAAGAAAGCGCAGCUGAAGAUUUACACCAGGCUAGCAAUAAUAUACCACAACUUCCUGGUGGACCGAGAGGUCUCUCUUUCUUACUAUCAGAAGGCCAGAGCCUUUGCAACAGAGCUGAACAUUCACAGAAUUAAUCUGGCCCCUAAUCAAUGUCAUACGAGAGCCGCAUGGGCGCUAGUGAAGAAUGUCAAGUGAGAUUCUGACAAUACA